AAGGAGAAGAAGAGAACGCAACAGUAAUGUUAACAAAGACAGAAAGAUAGCGAUAAAGUUAAAGUUAAAUAUUGAAUUGUUUUAGCACCCGCCGAAGAGGCACAAGCUCUUACGGUGGUUUAUUGGUUGACAACGGAAGGAUUUCAGUAAAACAAGAAAACCAUCAGUUUAAGUCUUGACCAUUUAUCGGUGGGGAUGCUACAGUAAGAGCUUCACCUGCACCUGCUUCAUCGAACUGCCAACGUAAUCCAUGGACGGCACGGCGCGACUGCAGUGAGUUUUAGCAGGAUGGCUAACGGAGACGGUAAGGAAAAUUAAAUGCAAAAUGGACGAAUCUAAGCAACUGAUAAAGAAGCUACAAACGGAUUCAAACCACACAGUCCUUCAGUAAAUCUUUCCUUUGACCCAUAAGACUAAAUAGUUCCUCAUGAAUCUGCCCUCUCUGCUCAGCCUGCUCUGCUCAGCCUGGCCUCAGUCCAACACCACACCUCCUAGAGCUAUUUGCACAAACAGGAAGUCUCUGCCACUCUCUCUGUGACGCAGUUUCACAGAAACGAAACCUGACUCAAUCUCUUUCACAAAAACAAAACUCAGCUCAGUGUCUGUCAGAAAGCCACAGAAAAACUCUGUCUCUGUCAGUGUGAGCAGUGAAAUGGCUGAGGCCAAUAUCUCUGUGGAUCAGGACCAGUUCAGCUGUUCAAUCUGUCUGGAUAUACUGAAGGAUCCAGUGACUAUUCACUGUGGACACAGUUACUGUAUGGGCUGUAUUAAGGACUGCUGGGAUCAGGAUGAUCAUAUUGGUGUCUACAGCUGUCCCCAGUGCAGACAGACCUUCACCCCAAGGCCUGUUCUGGGCAGAAACACCAUGCUGGCUGAAGUGGUGGAGAAACUGAAGAAGACAGGACUCCAAGCUGCUCCUCCUGCUCACUGUUACGCUGGACCUGGAGACGUGGCGUGUGAUGUCUGCACUGGGAGAAAGCACAAAGCCAUCAAGUCCUGUCUGGUAUGUCUGGCAUCUUACUGUGAAAUUCACCUCCAGCCUCACUAUGAAUCUCCUGCCUUUAAAAAACACAAACUGGUCAAAGCCACUGGAAACCUGCAGGAGAAGAUCUGCUCUAAUCAUGACAAACUGUUGGAAGUGUUCUGUCGUACUGAUCAGCAGUGUAUCUGUCUGCUGUGUGUGAUGGAUGAACACAGUGGCCAUAAAACAGUCUCAGCUGCAGCAGAAAGGACAGAGAAACAGAAGCAGCUGGGGGUGACACGGAGUAAGUUCCAGCAGGGAAUCCAGGAGAGAGAGAAGGAGCUGCAGGAUCUGAGACAGGCUGUGCAGUCACUCAAGCGCUCUGCACAGACAGCAGUGGAGGACAGUGAGAGGAUCUUUACUGAGCUGAUCAGCUCCAUUGAGAGAAGGCUCUCUGAGGUGAAAGAGCUGAUCAGAGAUCAGGAGAAGGCUGAAGUGAGUCGGGCUGAAGGACUCCUGGAGCGACUGGAGCAGGAGAUUGCUGAGCUGAGGAGGAGAGAGGCUGAGCUGGAGCAGCUUUCACACACAGAGGAUCACAUCCAUUUCCUCCAGAGCUGUCAGUCCCUCUGUGCCCCUCCUGGACCUGGAGACCCUCCCAGCAUCACUGUCAGUCCAAACGUCUCUUUUGAGGCUGUGAGGAAAUCUGUCUCUGAACUGAAAGAGCGACUGGAGGAUGUUUUCAAGGCGGAGUUCAAAGUUUCUGGAAGAGUGGAAGAAGUCUCUGUUCUAGAGCCCCAGACCAGACAGGACUUCUUACAAUUGGAAGAAGUCUCUGUUCUAGAGCCCCAGACCAGACAGGACUUCUUACAAUAUGGCUGUCAGCUCACACUGGACCCCAACACAGCGCACAGAUACCUCCGUCUGUCUGAGGGGAACAGAGAGGUGACCCGUGUGGGAGAGAUCCAGUCAUAUCCUGAUCAUCCAGAGAGAUUUGAGCGUUACACCCAAGUGUUGUGCAGAGAGGGUGUGUCUGGACGCUGUUACUGGGAGGCUGAGAGGAGUGGGGGUGUGGUUGAUAUAGCAGUGUCAUAUAAAGAGAUCAGGAGGAAAGGGCGGGGUAUUGACUGUGGAAUGGGAUGUAAUGACAAGUCCUGGGCUUUGCGCUGCUCUCCCUCCAGUUACUAUUUCAGGCACAAUCAUAAGGACACUGAAAUCCCUGUUCCCUCCUCCUCCAGAAUAGGAGUGUACCUGGAUCACAGGACAGGAACUCUGUCCUUCUACAGCGUCUCUGACACAAUGACCCUCCUGCACAGAGUCCAGACCACAUUCACUCAGCCCCUCUAUCCUGGGUUUUGGGUUGUUUGGUCUGGAUCCUCUGUAAAACUGUGUGAUCUGGGAUGAGGCAGAGAGUGAAGGGAAGAUCAGCUGUAAUGAGAGAGAGAGAGAGAGAGAGAGAGAGAGAGAGAGAGAGAGGUGAACAAAAAAUGAUAUAUAUAUUUUUUAUAAGUGGCUUCAGGGCACAUCUCAAUAGUCCAGAACAAAAAAUGAUUCCUUUUUCAAAAAGAGGAAAAAAAUUAAGUGGCCAAAAAAAUAGGAACACUGGAAAGAAAGAAAAAGAACAAAAAAGUGGAAUUCACGUGACCGCGUUCGUCCGUGGUUAUCAGUGGCAGGCCGUCCAAUCCGCUCCUUUCCCUGGGAAGUCCCCCUUCUCCGCCUUGUGGCCCGUCUCUCGUUAGGGAUCCUCACACGCACUGGCUCCGGGUCUCUCCUCCUCUGUCAUGAGCCCCGCUCUGUUCUCCAGCGCGGCUUUUUGUGGGGCGUCUCUCUCUUUCUCCAACUCGGCCCAGCCGCGCCUGUCCAAUCAGAAAUGAUGAGGAGUGAGUGUUGGCGUUCCCCACGCGCCUCUCCCCGGUGGUGCUGACUCUCCCCCCGGCUCUCUCCAAGGUGCCACUCUGUUAAAUACCAUAUUGGGAAAUAUACGUUGUUCAUUACUUUCCCAGCUCUUGGCGCUGGCGCACGGGUCGUUCCGCUCCAGCGAUCCCCGAUCGGGCCACACCAUGGUAACCAGGUCUGAUGGGUUCUUUGUUCUGUAAAUCGUGUGGAAAAGGUUUGGCUGAUGCCAAUAAAGCCAUUUGAAUUUGAGAGAGGGAGAGGGAGAGAGACAGAGAGGGAGAGAUGGGGAGAGAGAGAGAAGGAGAUAGAGAGAGAAAGAGAGGCAGGGGGAUAGAGAGGAGAAAGAGAAAGAUAUAUACAUACACAUGGUCUGAUGGGUUCUUUGUACAUUGGCUUCCUGUCCGUUACAGAAUAAAUUAAAACAUUUUAUUAUUUGUUUUUAAGGCAAUGAAUGGUCUAGCACCUACGUACUUGUCUGAACUGCUCAAUAUGUAUACCCCAGCUAGAUCACUUAGAUCAUGCAAUCAGCAACUUUUGGAUGUCCCUAUGUCGAGGAGAGCUAGGAGGGGUGACCGGGCCUUUGAGGUAGCUGGCCCCAAGUUGUGGAACAGCCACAUAUUAAAUCUGCCCAAAACAUAAUGUUUUUAAAUCCUUGUUAAAAACCCACCUUUUUAGUGAGGCCUUUAUGUCAGACAUAAAUGGGAAAUCCAGAUAAUGUACAUGUAUUUCAUUUUAUUUCUUUUUAUUUCAUUUUAUUUCUUUUUAUCUCAUUUUAUUUCAUUUUAUCUUUCAUUUUAUUGCCUGGUUUUGUACAGCACUUUGGUCAACCAUGGUUGUUUUAAAUGUGCUUUUUAAAUAAAGUUUAUUAUUAUUAUUA
This is a messenger RNA of Conger conger (European conger), 3731 nucleotides long. RefSeq names its product tripartite motif-containing protein 16-like. Gene Ontology annotation, molecular function: protein binding; zinc ion binding. The coding region runs from base 653 to 2362 and encodes 569 amino acids. Lineage: Eukaryota; Metazoa; Chordata; Actinopteri; Anguilliformes; Congridae. The record is from RefSeq and is a predicted model, not a curated record. The transcript is spliced from 8 exons.